CACAAAACAGUAGAAUGCCUCACUCAGCUCCCUGCGCCCACAUCAGAAAAGCAUCACAGGAAUAGUUGAGUUCCCAGAAUCCUCUGGCCAGGCAGGAGCUGUGUGUCCCUGGGAAAUGGGGCCCUAAAGGGUUUGCUGCUUAAGAUGCCUGUGGUGAGUCAGGAAGGGGCUAGGGGAAGUUGACCAACUAGAGUGGUGAAACCUGUCCAUCACCUUCAACCUGGAGGGAGGCCAGGUUGGGGAAUGAUAUAAAUAGUGCCCUGACUCCUGCUCAGCUCAGCACUCCACCAAAGCCUCUGCCUCAGCCUUACUGUGAGUCUGGUUGACAGCAGCUUCCAAGAUGUCCCAGCAACACACACUGCCGGUGACCCUCUCCCCUGCCCUCAGUCAGGAGCUCCUCAAGACUGUUCCUCCUCCAGUCAAUACCCAGCAGGAGCAAAUGAAACAGCCAACUCCACUGCCUCCCCCAUGCCAGAAGGUGCUUGGUGAGCUCCCAGUGGAGGUCCCAUCAAAGCAAGAGGAAAAGCACAUGACUACUGUAAAGGGACUGCCUGAGCAAGAAUGUGAGCAACAGCAGCAGGAGCCACAGGAGCAGGAGCUGCAGCAACAGCACUGGGAACAGCAUGAGGAACAUCAGAAAGCAGAAAACCCAGAGCAGCAGCUUAAGCAGGAGAAAGCACAAAAGGAUCAGCAGCUAAACGAACAUCUGGAAGAAGAGAAGAAGCUCUUAGACCAGCAACUGAAUCAAGAGCUAGUCAAGAGAGAUGAGCAACUGGGAAUAAAGAAAGAGCAACUCUUGGAGCUCCCAGAGCAGCAGGAGGGGCAGCUGGAGCACCUAGAACAGCAGGAGGGGCAGCUGGAGCUCCCAGAGCAGCAGGAGGGGCAGCUGGAGCACCUAGAACAGCAGGAGGGGCAGCUGGAGCUCCCAGAGCAGCAGGAGGGGCAGCUGGAGCACCUAGAACAGCAGGAGGGGCAGCUGGAGCUCCCAGAGCAGCAGGAGGGACAGCUGAAGCACCUGGAGCAGCAGGAGGGGCAGCUGAAGCAUCUGGAGCACCAGAAGGGGGAGCUGCAGGUCCCAGAGGAGCAGGUGGGGCAGCUGAAGUACCUGGAACAGCAGGAGGGGCAGCUGAAGCACCUGGAUCAGCAGGAGAAGCAGCCAGAGCUCCCAGAGCAGCAGGUGGGGCAGCUGAAGCACCUGGAGCAGCAGGAGGGGCAGCUGGAGCACAUGGAGCACAAGGAAGGGCAGCUGGGGCUCCCAGAGCAGCAGGUGGGGCAGCUGAAGCAGCUGGAGGAGCAGGAGGGACAGCCAAAGCACCUGGAGGAGGAGGAGGGGCAGCUGAAGCACCUGGUGCAGCAGGAGGGGCAGCUGGAGCAUCUGGUGCAGCAGGAGAGGCAGCUGGAGCAGCAGGAGGGGCAGGUGCAGCACCUGGAGCAGCAGGUGGGGCAGCUGAAGCACCUAGAGGAGCAGGAGGGGCAGCUGAAGCAUCUGGAGCAGCAGCAGGGGCAGCUGGAGGUCUCAGAGCAGCAGGUGGGGCAGCCAAAGCACCUGGAGAAGGAGGGGAAGCAGCUGGAGCUCCCAGAGCAGCAGGUAGGACAGCCAAAGCACCUGGAGCAACAGGAAAAGCAGCUAGAGCACCCAGAGCAGCAGGAGGGACAACUAAAACAUCUGGAGCAGCAGGAGGGGCAGCUGAAGGACCUGGAUCAGCAGAAGGGGCAGCUGGAGCAGCAGAAGGGGCAGCUGGAGCAGCCUGUGUUUGCCCCAGCUCCAGGCCAGGUCCAAGACAUUCAACCAGCCCUGACCACAAAGGGAGAAGUAUUGCUUCCUGUAGAGCAGCAGCAGCAGAAGCAGGAGGUGCAGUGGCCACCCAAACAUAAAUAACCACCCGUAGUGUCCAGAGGCCCUCAGAUCGUCUCAUACAAGGGAAGAGAGAGCCACUGGCUCCACUUAUUUCGGGUCCCCUAGGUGGCCCGUCUCAUCUGUGAACUUGACUCUGUCCCUCUACAUGUGUCUUUAAUGAGGUGGGGGUGAGAGAGAGAGGGAAUUAUUGCCCAGUGACACCCCCAGUGAGCCCAAUCCCAACCUCAGGUGAGCAGAGCCUCUACUUGAGGGACUAUUGUUACUAUAGGAAUCCUUACUUCCCCAGUAUUGAAGCUGAAUCAGUGAGUGUGUAAUGAUACAUAAUAAAUCUUGGAAGUCUUGGGAUCCUA
Molecule: messenger RNA, 2208 nt
Organism: Symphalangus syndactylus (siamang)
Lineage: Eukaryota; Metazoa; Chordata; Mammalia; Primates; Hylobatidae
Gene: IVL
Product: involucrin
Biological process (GO): keratinization
Cellular component (GO): cytoplasm
Source: RefSeq, a predicted model, not a curated record